AUGAAGCAGGACAGCAAACACCCCCUUCACUCAAAUGACGCGCACAGCCAUAGCUCGUCCUCACGCCAACUCGAUGCGGGCCCGUCCACCACCGCCAAAGUCGCCACUUCUGCAUCCUCUACCAGCCUCGAUUCUGAGACCCAGCGCCGACUAUCACCAAUGCUCGACUUCUUGCGGAAGAAACGGAACGCGCGCAACUCCGGCGACAACGAUGUUCGUACGGCUUUGAAGGAUAAACACAAGAUCGACCCGACCGACGGGAAGACCAGGGCUUGCGACCGCACGCGCACAUUUGAUACUUUUGUCGACGGGGAGCAGCUGGGCGAAGCUACGCAAGAGAAGCGGGCCGGGCACUCGUGGGAGCUGUUCAGGGCGUUGGCGAAGCUGAAGAAGGUCUUCAGGAAGGGUGAUGCGAAGGGGAAAGUCAGUGGGAGCGCGAAAGCAGACAACGCACCGGCGAGGGGCGACGGCAAGCCGGCGAGCGCGUAAUGGGACAGCCUUCGGAGGAAUUUGUCUCACAGGAGGAUGACUCGAUGCUCUGUUUCUCUUGGAUACUGGUUCGCACCUGCGUUUGGAUAGGUUAUCUUUAUAUCUCCCCGCGGGGUAGGGGUAUCGGAAAUGCAUGAUCGACUCCUGCAAGGGGUUUCGCUAUCUUGAUAGCGGCUUGAACAGGCUAUGUGAAUAUCACUCUUGAGCUGGUCGCCCCGCGUCUUAUCGUAAGGUCACCUGGUAUAGUGGUCUUAGCAUAGGAAGGCAAUGCAUCUGCAUCUAUAAACCCUCAACUGCACUAUACG
Messenger RNA from Trematosphaeria pertusa, 794 nucleotides. RefSeq lists its product as uncharacterized. The record is from RefSeq and is a predicted model, not a curated record. The transcript has 2 exons. NCBI's taxonomy places the organism in Eukaryota, Fungi, Ascomycota, Dothideomycetes, Pleosporales, Trematosphaeriaceae. The coding region runs from base 1 to 489 and encodes 162 amino acids.